This is a messenger RNA of Suillus subalutaceus, 928 nucleotides long. RefSeq names its product Alpha/Beta hydrolase protein. Bases 71 to 787 code for a protein of 238 amino acids. The transcript is spliced from 3 exons. The record is from RefSeq and is a predicted model, not a curated record. Lineage: Eukaryota; Fungi; Basidiomycota; Agaricomycetes; Boletales; Suillaceae.
AGCACCUGCACAUUAUGUGGGACCCCGGACAACCGAGAACUGUUCCAAACUUACAUGGUGGUUUCGGACAAUGGUCCUCUCAGUGCAGAUCUCGGAGGAUUCGAGAUCAGUGUCCACAGGUGUUACACUCCAAGUUGAUAUUUGCUAUCCGAGACCGGAGCUGAAUUCCAAGAAACUGGCGAUCCUGUUGCAUCCCUGGUCGUGGCUUGGGGGCAACAUGCAUGAACCGACUCUGAAGGUGCUCACUAGAUUAUUGCAAGACAAGAACUACUACGUAAUACGGUAUAAUUCGCGAGGUGUCGGCAAGUCCAGUGGAUGGCCUUCCCUCACAGGCAAAGCGGAAGGCGAGGAUCUCAAGGCUCUUGUGCAAGAUUUCUUGGCAACGAAACCCGAAAUUGAUUCUUUGACGGUUAUUGGAUAUUCUUAUGGCUCUUUGAUAGCCUCGCUCCAUCCCGUUUUGAACCCCAAAGUGAAAACAUCACACAUACUGCUAUCCUAUCCCAUCAGCCCAAGAGGAUUACUGACCAUGUUCCACACCGGCAUGUACAGUUUGGCAUUACGUGACAUCUUAUGCAAUCCUGACGCCAGACUACUUCUCAUAUACGGAGACAAGGACGAGUUCACGAGCAAGUCCAAAUAUAAUGAGUGGGUUGAUACACUAGGGCAAACAGAUGGUUUGAAGGCUAAGUUUGAUGUUGUUCCGGUGAUGGAUGCAAGUCACUUUUGGCAAAGUGACGGCGCUAGAACUGCGUUACAGCAGGCUAUUGACAACUGGAUAUCAUCAUGAUACGCUAUUAUGUCAAUCGCUACCUCCAUAUAUUUUGUCCUGUACCAUAUUACUGCUUAGCUGUGUCUUGUCGUCCUUGUUUCCGUUGUUUGCCCAGCAACAUAUUUGGUGCUACCAAAAUCGGAUUAAGUCACUCAUCAA